GUUUAUUGUCGUCAAGGUGAAUAAGGGAGCAGGCUGAAGAAACAAGUAAUGGUUUUUGUGGCGAGUGAAAAGUACACCCUUCGCUUUAAUGAGACGGACUGGACAAGGAGCGGCUGGUAACUCAAAGAAGUAAAGAAGCAGUACGUCACACAUCUCUCCAGCUCGCAGCUCUUCGAUUUCCUGUCGGGGUCCCGCCCAUCAGUCCUCCCGUGUCCUUGAGGUCGUCCUCUGCCCGGGCCACCCCAGCACAGGUGGUGAAAUCAGCUCUUGGCUGGCAAACGUGUCAAAAGAGAAGAAACGGCCCAGCAAAAAUAAACGCCCACCUCACGAUUGCUCAUGGCUGCUGAAAAGUGGAAAAAAAAAUCUCCCAUCGCUAAAGAGUUAAAAGGCCAAUUUACAGAGUCCAGUACUGCAGUGAUACAUCCGCUGGACCUGAUGAAGAUCUGACAGCCAGAGUGAUGGUGGGGGGGCCGCAAAGCAUGAUGGGAUUGACGCUGACCAGGAGUGGAACAGACAUCACAGAUGAAACAGCCUUGCAACAUGGUAAUUUUUGCAGGAAAAUUCUACCAGACAUCUUCCCCAUAAAAGCAGAACUGGAAUAUAGGAUGAGCUUGGAGGUGGGCGGGACCCUGCCAGCCAAUCACUGAAGAGCUGUCCGGCACGCCACAUGCUCAGCGGCCUCCCUGAUUGGACGAAUAGUUAAUCCCAGCGGGCUUCACUUUGCUACUAACACUCAAGUGGGACGGAGGACGAGUCACUAUCUGCCCAGGGCGAGGGCAAGACGCGCUGCGAGCAGCCGACAAGAAGACAUUCAUGAAGCCAUAGGUACGUCUGCCAUUACCCCGCACAGCGCAUUUAUAGUAAUAUUUGGGCACACUGUGCAUACAUUUGCAUUUUUAUGUGCACGGAAGUUAAUAAAUUGGGCGACGGGCUUUUCUGAAAGAAAUAAUACUGGCAAAGCAGGGAAAGUGAGCCCCCGCGGAAUAAGGCAAGGCAGUCUUUAUAAGAAGGGACAGAGGCAUUUGUAUAAACGAUCAUUAGAAAAUGAACGUUGGGGAAGAGAACCUGCUGAAGUCGAUCAGCAACGACACCCUGCUGGACCUCACUCAGCGCUACGGCCAGUCCACUUUCGGCUUCGGAGCUGGCCAUGGUGCUGGAAGUCCCGGGCGCUACCCGCUCACGCCGGCCGCCGAUUUCCUCUCCGGCCAGGCAGCCAAGUCGGCGGAGAGCGGCGGCGAGCAUACCAGCGACGACGAGGACGGCUACGACGCGCUGGAUCCCAGGAAGAGGAGUACGGGUUUCGACGACGACAAGCACCCGGGAUCCCUGUCCAAGAAGCCCAAGGAGCAGAGGUCGCUGCGGCUGAGCAUCAACGCGCGGGAACGCAGGCGAAUGCACGACCUGAACGACGCCCUGGACGGUCUCCGGUCCGUGAUCCCUUACGCGCACAGCCCCUCCGUGAGAAAACUCUCCAAAAUCGCCACUUUGCUGCUGGCCAAGAAUUACAUACUCAUGCAAGCGCAAGCCCUGGAGGAGAUGCGGCGGCUUGUAGCCUAUUUAAACCAGGGACAGGCCAUCACGUCGCCCAUCCCAACGGCCCUGGCUCCCUUCGGACAGGCGGCCGUGUACCCAUUCACGGGAACGGCUCUGGCCACCUGCGCCGAGAAGUGCACCUCGUACUCCGGCACAUCGUCCUCCAUCUUCAAACACUGCAGCGACAAGCCUUGAUUAAGUUUCCUUCCUCGCUUUCAUCCGUCCACAUGUCAGACUCUCGAUUUAUUUAAACAUUUGAUUGAAAAUGAGUUUCGUCCGAUCCGUAAUCAUACACUAUGAUCAAAUAAAUUCUGCCAUCCACAUAUAAUAGAUCGCAACCCAAGACUUCUUUACUAACGGUUUGACUCGUGUUGGGAUGGAGCGUUCAAAUCGCUGUUAACCUUAAAGUUGUACUUUCUCUUUAUUUUAUUAUAUAUUCUUUUCGUUUACACAGUUAUUUGUAAUUCCGUGUAACAAAACCGUUUAUGUCAUAAUGUAGUGGGGAACUACAUGCUCAGUUGUCCUUUACUGAAUGAGCGACUGGUUGGACGUGCUGGAUUUGAAAGUUUUCGGAGGUUUUUCAGUUAAAUUUCCUACAUGUAAACUAUGCAACAUUCAAAUGUGAUACAAAUCAGUGAGGCGUACAUGUUGUCAUUAACGUUGAACAGCCAUUGCUAAUGAGGCGUGAUAGUCGGUUUUGCUAAUUAUGAAUGAUGUAUUUCUCAUGACUACAGUUUAGACGAUGUGGGGGGGGGGAGGGAAAUGUAAUAUAUUUUUAAAAAGAUGUGUACAGGAUGUUCACUUUGUUAUUACACACUUGAUUGUAUUGUACAACUGUGGGAAACUUGAUCAAAGUAUCGAUAUCAAGGCAUUAAUUACAAAACACUACAUUGAUAAAACAUUUGAUUGUGUUGAGACAUUGAAUUUCAUAUAUUGUUUAUAUGUCUUUAUAAUUAAAACAUAUAUAUAUUC
Messenger RNA from Brienomyrus brachyistius, 2505 nucleotides. It is a transcript of the gene bhlhe23, whose product is annotated as basic helix-loop-helix family, member e23. Lineage: Eukaryota; Metazoa; Chordata; Actinopteri; Osteoglossiformes; Mormyridae. Gene Ontology annotation, molecular function: protein dimerization activity. The record is from RefSeq and is a predicted model, not a curated record. The transcript has 7 exons. The coding region runs from base 1045 to 1728 and encodes 227 amino acids.